AUGUCUCAUAUGAUGAAUCAAAUGAAGUAUCAAAUGAAUAAAGAUAAUAAACAAAAAGUUUUAUGUGUCUGUGAAACAUGUUUAAUUAAUUCAAAUGGAGUUGGAAGAUAUGUACAUUAUACAACAAAAAAUAGACAUCAGAAUAAAGCAAAUUUGAAUAAAGAAAUUGGAAUGUCAAUAGAAAGUAACUCAAGCUCUAAUUCUGUAUCAAGUUCUGAAAAUAAUUACCUAAUGUCUUUAGAUGAUAAUUUAUUAGCAAAAGAAGAGGCAGGUGGUUACUUAAGUGAUAAUAUUG
Entrophospora candida is the source of this 295-nucleotide messenger RNA. The record is from the annotation of a GenBank genome assembly. NCBI's taxonomy places the organism in Eukaryota, Fungi, Glomeromycota, Glomeromycetes, Entrophosporales, Entrophosporaceae.